CAGCAAACUCAAGAAGGAUGAGCUGCAUGACCAGAAAUAAAAACCGGAGGUCCUUUGGGGCUUCAGCACCACCCUUCAUUGACUACUUAAAAGAUAUUCUUCGUCGAUAUCCUGAUGGUGGACAAAUUUUGAAGGAACUGAUUCAAAAUGCUGAUGAUGCGCAGGCAACAGAGUUGAUUUUCAUCCAUGAUGAGAGGAGCUAUGGUACUGAGAGUCUUUGGAGUUCCAAUCUUGGACAAUACCAAGGUCCUGCUCUUUAUGCCUACAACAAUGCAGUAUUUACUGAUGAAGACUGGGAAAGAAUUCAAAAGGCAGGAAGAAGUGGUAAGAUCAACGACCCGAACAAAAUCGGGAGAUUUGGCAUUGGCUUCAACUCUGUUUAUCACAUCACAGAUGUACCAAGUAUAUUCAGCUCAGGGCACCUUGGCCUAAUGGACCCACAAGAAAAAUUAUUUGGAGAAAGAAAUGGAGGGUUUCUUUGGUCAUUGGAUGAUGAAGAACAUCAAGAAUCUUUAAUGACGAUGAAUGACCAGUUUCAACCCUACAGAGACCUAGUUUCACUUGUAGGCAAACAAGAAUGGUGUAAAAUCAUAGAGAAUCAGUACUUCUCUGGGACACUUUUCAGGUUCCCGUUACGCAACAAGGCAUCAGAGAUUUCAGACAAUCUGUAUGAUUCAGAUAAAAUGGCUGAGCUUUUUGAUAGCUUCAUUGCAGAUGCAGAUUUAAACCUCCUCUUUUUGAAAAAUGUGAGCUCUGUGUCCUUGAUUCAUAUUAGUGAGGAUGGCACUGUUACCACCAGGCUUGAAGUGAAAUCCUCAGAACAAACAAAACGUCUUCUAAAGCAAGAAGAUGACAUUGAAGGUUUGACAAGAUUCAAAGGCAUCACCCUAAAUUCAAAAGAGCAGAAAGAAACAAAAUGGCUUGUAACAACAUACACUAUGAAAGAGAGCAAAAUGCCAAACCUUGAUCUUCUUGCCAAAAAGUUGAGUUUUUUACCCAGAGUUGACUUGGCAUUCCCCCUUGAUGAGCAGAGAGACUGUUUUCAGGGCCGACUGAGCUGUUUUCUCCCUCUACCAAACAACGAAUCCAACAAGACCGGUCUCCCAGUUCAUGUCAAUGCCUGCUUUGGUCUUACAGACAACAGAAGACACAUCAAGUGGCAAGAAGAAGAUCAGAAACAUGACGAACAUGCUUUGUGGAAUGAAUUGCUAGUGAAGGAGGUUCUUCCCCAAGCAUACGUGAUGCUCAUUCAAGAUGCCAUCCAACUUUGUCAACAAUCUGCUUUUCCUGUGUCUUCUGUGUACAACCUGUGGCCUGAUGUUACUCAAAUGCAGCACAAAGACAAAUGGCUCAAUAUUGCUGUGGAGGUUUUUCAUCACUUAUUCAAUGAGAACAUGGCUGUUCUCACUCUUGCCAGAGAUGAAACACAGUUUAUCCCUCUAUCAGAAGCUGUGAUACCCUGUAACGGUCCAACAAAAUCUGAGACAUUAUCUGCCAUUAAAAGGACUUUGGUUUCCUGUGGAGAAAAUCUUGUGAGUUUACCAGCUACUGUAGUUAGGGCCAUCGAGUCCUAUGCACACACUAACCCAAAACAUGUGACCCCCAGCUUCCUCAGAGAGGUUCUCCACAGGUCUGGUGUUCAUAACAUCAGUAAAGAAGACAAACUCUGUAUUUUGGAAUACAUACUGAGUGAUGGACAAUACAGAGAACUGGUGGGUCUUCAGCUUCUUCCACUCAGUGAUGGAUCUUUCAGAUCUUUCACAAACAAAGAGGAGGAUACUGCCUUGAUUGACAACAAGGAAUUUCCAAGAAUACUGCUGCCAAACUGCAAAAACCUCUUCAUCCCCCACAAUCUCGGUUCAAGCUGCAGAACCCACCUGAUAGAACUGGCCAAGCUAGAGGUAUUCAGAGUCAUUAACAUCGAUAAAGACCAUGUGGUGCAAUAUACAAGAAAACAUCUGCCACAGGACUGGAAGCAGAUGGAGAAAAGACUUGCUACUUGGGACACCAAAAACAGUCACCAUCCACCAUUAGAUUGGCUUCAGGACUUCUGGAAGUUUCUGAACUCUCAUUUCAGUGAGUUAAGUUGUUUUAGGGACAUACCUCUGAUACCUGUCAGUCCACUGUCUGACAGUCAGCCUGUUACACUGGCAAAACUACAACAGAAGACAACCCUCAUUUUUCAGAAACGAGGACACAGCAGUUUGCCUGACCAAAUAACUCAGCUGUUGACCAAAGCUGGUGGCACAGUGGUGAGAGGAAAUGCGUGGCUUAAGCAUGAAGACCUCGAAACAUAUGUUCUAAACCCAUCUCCAAAGAGUGUCAUGAAGGUUUUGAUGAAUCUAGACUCCCAGCAAAUCAUCAGAGAUGUAAAGUCUGGUUCUCAAACAGCACGAGAAGAACUGAAAGACUAUUUUUCCCAUCUAAAUUCUCUCUCAGGUCAAGAGAAUGAUUUACUCAUAAUGCUGCCUCUGUUUCAAACUAUGACAGGGUCCUGGGUCGCAGCUCAGUCAAAACAGGCUUUGGUUCUAACGUCUGGUCCGGAUGUACCCGCGGGGCUGCCUGUGCCUGAUUCAGUUAUCCAGUGUGCUACUGAAGCUGAUCGCAGACUUUUACAGCUGCUAAAAGUGAAUCUCUUGGGCCCAGCUGAAGUAGGCAUUAUCCUCAUUGACAGCAUUAAGAAAGGAGCCUGCUGUAGUCAAGAAACUGAGAACAUAAUGACUUGGAUUUUGCAGCAUGGUGACAUCCUUUUCUCUCAAAACCAGUCUCUAAAAUUCAAGUGUAAAAAACUGAGAUUCGUUCAACUAAAGGGAGAGCAGAAAAAGGCCUCAGACUUUUAUGAUCCAAGAAUUAAAACCUUUAAAAUCAUCUUGGAGUCAGACUUUUUCCUGCCACCUGUGUACACAAAAACACAACAGAUGCUGAAAACCCUGACAGAUAUUGGAUUGAUAAACAAAGAGGCAGAUAUGACACGUGAGCAUUUGUUGCAUGCCACCACAAUGAUUGAAAAACAAAAAGUGAACUCUGAAAGUGAGGCUCUUGAAAGAGCUCAGGUCCUCUUGGAAAUGCUGGAUUCCUAUGAUCUACUGUCAAAGUUUUCUGAUGCGCAACUUCAUCGUCUAAAGAUGAUUAAAUGGGUCCCAUGUAAUCAACCUGGUACUGAAAAACAAGAGAUGUUUGAUAAAUCUACAAAAAGCUGUUUCUACAGUCCUGAGGAAAUAAGACACACCAUGUAUGAGGACAUUGUUGGAGAGGUGAUGCCUGUGAUGGGGAAGCUCAGUGACAGAGUUAACACCAAGCUUGGCCUCAAACGCCUGCCUCCACCUGAGAAAGUGAUUGAAAAUUUGUCAGUGCUAAAAUCAACCAUAGAGGACAUGGAUGAUCCUGAUACCAAUGUGGAUUUUAAAAGGAAGCUACAUAGCAUUUACAGCCACAUGCAGCAAAACAUCUCUGGAUUUGAAGAGUUGAUGAACGUGGAGCCAAACUGGCUAUGGGCCCAGGACCAGUUUGUUUCCCCUCGUGACUUGGUUCUUAACUACCCUCAGGAUCUGGAUCUGAGCUCUUACAUUGGGAAGGUGCCAAAUGAAUUUCUGCCAUACAAGAGGCUUCUUCACCAAUUUGGUCUCAGGACGUCACUUUCAAAUGAAGAAAUUGUUGGUAUUCUUCAUUCUAUCCAGGAGAACAUCGCAUCAAAGCCACAGCCUUUCGCAAGUCCAGCUGAGGUAAAAGUGUCCAUAGAAAUUCUCAACUGGUUGUGGAAAACAAAGCAAACAGUUCAGGGUGACAUCCCAGUGCCUGUUGUUACAGAAGAUGAACAGUUCACCCUUAAACCAAAAUCAGAAGCACUCCUCUGCGAUGUAAACAAAAAUAAACUGAAAGACUUUCAGUUCAGCGAGAACAAAAUGUAUCUUCUACAUGAAGAAAUCCCAAUAGCAACAGCUGAAUGGUUAAAAAUAAGGUUUCUUAGUAACUACAUCCUUGCUCCAGAGUUAAUUGGCAUUGAACAGUGUGGACAAUCUGAGCCGAUAACUACGAGGAUUAAAAACAUCCUUAAGGAGUAUGAUGAAGAUGGUGACAUCUUCAAAGAACUCAUUCAGAAUGCAGAGGAUGCUGGAGCUGAUGCCUGUAAAUUCAUGGUGGAUUUCAGAGAACACAAAGAUCCUCCUGAAAGUCUAAUUGAUCCUGACAUGGCGCUUUGUCAGGGACCAUGUCUUUGGGCCUUUAAUAAUAAACAGUUCACAGAUGACGAUUGGACAAAUAUAGUCAGAGUUGGCUCAGCCUCAAAGGAAAACAAGAUGGAAAAGAUUGGAAAGUUUGGACUUGGAUUCAAUACUGUUUAUCAUGUGACAGAUAUUCCCUCCAUCCUGAGCGGUAACAAACUUCUCAUACUUGAUCCGAACGUGACUCACCUGAGAAAGCACAUCCAGCAGAAGACAAAUCCUGGAAUCAAACUCGAUCUCUCUCAAGAGAGACUUUUCCAUUGCUUUCCGGGUCUAUUUGGACCAUAUGAAGGUAUUUUUGACUGUAACUUCACCCAGAAAUAUCCUCCAGAACCUUAUGAUGGCACUCUAAUCAAACUACCUUUUCGUAGUGAAGGAGAGGCUCUGAAGUCAGAUAUAAGCAAAAAAGUGUACCAAAAACAGGAUAUACUUUCCUUACAGCAGAAUUUCACUAAGAACUCACAAACUCAUCUGCUUUUUCUCAGGAAUGUCAACAUGUUGUCUCUAAAAACUAUCUCAAACAAUGUAUCAACAUCACUGAGAGAUGAAGAAACAACAUUUCUUUUAAACAUCUCUAAAACUGUUGAUAAUACGAUGAGGAUUCCACAUAAAAUUUUUCUCACAAAGCAGCACCAAGCAGAAAAAUCACUGAUGAAAGUUAAUAGUAAAUGCACAAAGAUAAUUGACAGCUCCACAAUCAAAACUGUCCAGAUUACAAGCAAGCAUUCUGGUAAAACUGACCAACAGUCUUGGCUCAUUUACAACUGCUUUGGCACAGGUCAGUCUUUGGAAAUGGUUCUUCAGGCAAAGGGAAAAGCUGUGUUCUCUUUGCCUAUUGGCGGGGUGGCUGUGCCUUUGCAAAAAGAUGCAGAAACUGGAAAAUUCUCUCCACCACAAGCAGAGUUUGUCGGACAGGCAUUUUGCUUCCUUCCUCUUCCCAUUAAAACUGGUCUUCCUGUAAAUAUAAAUGGUACUUUUGCUGUGAUGAGCAACAGAAAAGGUCUGUGGGAAAGUGGAGUUAAACAUGAGUGGAACAAGGCUCUUCUAGAGGAUCCUUUGGUGACUGCAUAUGUUACUGCACUUUUGGCCCUAAAGAAAAUGUCUGAAAACAAGCAACUUGAGGCUUACUGUUAUCAUACCUUUUGGCCUGAGAGAGCAAAAGUGAGUGAUGCUUUUAAGCCCUUAGUGGAUGAGUUUUACUCUUACCUUGCUCAGUCCUCCAGUGGCCCAGACCUUUUUUUUGAUGGAGAACAAUGGUGCUCAAUGAACAAUGCUAUCUUUCUACAUGAGAACAUUGCAGAAAAUAAAGAAAUAAGUAAACUCACAGCUCAAGUGUGUAAAAAAUAUAUAAAAGCACCAAACUGUAUUGUUCCUCUUCCACUGUGGUUAAGAAAGAGUUUCGGACAGGCAGGCCUAAAAAAGGAUUUACAAAACAAAACAUGGACCUGGAAGAAGUUUUAUCAAGAAGUGGUGUUCAAAAACCUUGGUACCAUGGACCCUAUAAGCAGGGACACACUUGUGCUGCAUGCUGUUGACCUCAACUCGAAAGAAAUUGACCAUCUGCUGACGUGUUAUCCUUGCAUACCCACAACAGAUGGACAACUCCAGUACAUCAAGAAACUUGUCAAUCCCUCUGGGAGAGUGGCCUGUCUUUUUCAGCCAGAGGAAGGACGCUUACUGGGUGGAACCAAACAGGACUUCUGUUCACCCAAAAGGAUUCAGCGCUUGUUGGAUCUUGGAAUGGCAGGUGAUCAUCUUUCACUGGAGGACAUCACACAUAAAGCAUGCACAAUAACUGAGACUUGCAGUGUUGAUGAAAAGAAAGCAUAUGAGAAUGUAACGUGCCUUCUUGAACUUAUGAAAGAACACUUGGAUGACAAAGAUUCUCCCCACUGGGAAACUUUGAGACUGACUCCAUUUCUCCCAGCAUUUCCCCCCCGUGACGUAAAGAUGGAAGGAAUCACAACGCUUCAAAAACCCACAGCAGUUUUCAGUGACAGAUCCCCUCUGCUUGUUAACAUGAUUCAUCCUGUGCUGGAUCACACUGGACUAAAAAUACACAACUCAGAUCCUGUCCUAAAACAUUUGGGAGUUCACAACAGUCCAGAGCCAGAGACGGUCCUUCAGCAGCUACAAGAAGCCUGUAAGCAUUCACAGUCAACUGACACAUCUAUGCUUCUGAAAAUGACAUAUGAGUGCUAUAAGUUUCUAGAUCAGUGGAUCAGUGGAUGUGGGAAUACCACUUUCAUUUCACAGCAAGCCAACUCAUUCCCCUUCAUCCUCAUUGGCAACACAUUCGUCAAUGUCAACUGUGUCGCUGAAAAUGAGCAGUUUGAAGUUAAACCUUAUCUCCAUGUACUUCCACAUGCCUUCGCUAGUUUCAGAAAUCUUUGGGAGACUGUCGGUGUUGGAAAAAAAUUCACCCUCACUCAGUUUGUCUCUGUUCUUCAAGAACUUCACUCCCAACAUGAAAACAAAGCACUGCCAGAAAGUGAUCUAUCGAUUUGCCUCACAAUUUUAACCAAAGGGAUGUUUGAGGCAAAACAAAAACCAACUGAAGACUGUUUCAUACCAAAUGAGCAUGGAGUUUUACAGCCUGCCAAAGAGCUGUUUUACAAUGAUAGUCCAUGGAUGCCGGUUGCUGCAGGUAUCACAUUGUGUCAUGAAAAUAUCCCUCGUUGUAUGGCUAUCCACUUUGGAAUCAAAACAACCAGGCAUUAUACUCUAGAAAACUCCUCAGUAGACAACUUUUCACCAUUUUCAUUUCAUUUUGAACAGCAGGAACAACUAACUGUUCGUAUUAAAAACAUAAUUUCAGCUUAUCCAUCAAAGAAGGACAUCCUUAAAGAGCUGAUCCAAAAUGCUGAUGAUGCUGAAGCAACAGAAAUUCAUUUCAUUUGGGACAAAAGACAACAUGGCAAAGAAAAAACUUUUGGGGAAAGAUGGAACAAUCUGCAGGGUCCAGCCCUCUGUGUGUUCAACAACAAAGUGUUUUCUGAUGAUGACUUGAAAGGCAUUCAGCAGCUGGGAGAAGGAGGAAAACAAAACUUGCAAGGAAAGAUAGGUAAAUAUGGAGUUGGUUUCAACUCUGUUUACCACCUGACUGACUGUCCUUCCAUCCUCACAGGAGAUGAAUUACUUUGCAUUUCUGAUCCCAAUCAGAAAUACAUUGAAACUCAUUCAGACAACUCUCCAGCUGGCAUUGGAUACAAACUAGCUAGCGGUUUCAAGGAGAUGUACACUGAUGUCUACAAAUCCUUUCUUCCAGACCAUUUCACUCUUAAAGAAGGCACCAUGUUCAGAUUACCUCUGAGGACAAAUAUGGCAGCAAAGAGCUCAGAAAUAUCUCAGCAUGAAGUCACUAAGGAUGACAUGGAUGAACUGUUCUCCGCCCUGUCUGAAGAUCCAGAAGGACUAAUUCUGUUCCUGAAAAACAUCUGCCAGAUAAAAGUUCUUGAAAUUGAUAACAUUUCCAGAAAGCUUAAGACUAUCCGAGUUGUUGAACGAACUCUGCAACAAGAAAGCAGGGUAAAAAAGGAUGCCUUUGCAAAACAACUAAAACAUGCACUGCAGUCUGAGAACCCAAUAACCCCAUGCAAGACCUUCUAUGAAAUUUCAAUUUCUACCUCAGAUAAAAGACAAAGUGAAUGGAUUAUUGCUGAACAGUUUGGGUCAUUAAAAAACAAUGAUGAACUAAAACUAGCGAACAAACUUCCCCAGGGGGCAAUUGCUGCACAUGUAAACACAAAGUCUCCCGACCCAUUCCUGUCCAGUAAUAAAAGUUUAGGAGGUGCUGCCUUCUGUUCACUUCCAUUGCCUGGAAAAACUGGACUGCCAGUACAUGUGAAUGGAAACUUUGAGGUAGAUUCAACCAGGAAAAACCUUUGGAAAGAAGAUGGCCAAAGUGUGAAGUUAAACUGGAAUGAGAGUAUGAAACAACUAAUCAUUGCUCCACUUUAUGCAGAUCUCUUACGCUACAUUAGAGAUAAAACUAAAGUGAAGAAAGGCUUCUGUCACAGUCUUGGACUCCAUUUUAGUGAUUCCAACUUGCGCUUUUGGCCAACGAAGUCAACACAUGUUGGUCAAGAAUGGCAUGAAAUGAUACUGGAAGUAUACAGGUCCAUUAAGGAAAGGGGUCUUGAUGUAAUUCCAGUGCUGAAGAGCUUAACAAACAACACUGCAAGACAGAAAAUUAAAGAGUACUCUCUUGUCUGGUGUAACCUUGCAGAUACAGAUCACAUUGAAUUACCUUACCUAACAGAACCAGAAAAUGAAAAGAUCAAUCUCAUUUUGGAAGCUCUUGGAAUGAAACUUGUUCCUGCUUUUGCAAACAUGCACAACAUUUGGAAAGACAUGCAGUCAGCUGGGAUUGAAGUGAAAGAAGUCAGUCCUGCUACUGUGCGUAUGUUUUUGCAAGCAAAGCCCAUUAAUGAUCCAAACCUAACAGAUGCAGAUAUACCCUUGGAUGUAACUAAAACUCUGAUCAGAAAUGAAAAGAGAUGCUCAGACCUGCUGGAGUUUUGUUUGAAAGAUGCCCAUAUGAAGGAAAAUGAAGAGGAUGAUCCGAUUUUGCUUGAUGGGCUUCCACUUCUUCUUACAAAAGAUAAAGUUCUGAGGAAGUUUAACUCUGAAUCUCCAAAACUGAUUUCAAGAUUUGAGACACUUUUCUUUGGCUAUGAAGACAAAUUUGCAGAUCAUUCAGUCAAUAGAAAACACAGUGUUCUGGAAACAUUUAAGCUUGUCGAGAAGCUGACACUUCCACGCGCAGUCGAAUACUUGAAACCAAUUCUUCAAAGUCUUCUUCAAAGUUGUGAGGUUGAUCCAGACAGUGGCCUGUAUGUCCCAAAUGAUAAACUGCUGAAGUGGCUGGAACAACUUUGGUGGUUCUUAACAAGUGAAAUUACAUUUGAGACAUCCACUGCUGAUAAAAAAAGACUGACAUUAAGGGAUGUGAGAGAACUCCUCAGUGACUGCUGCAUCCUACCUGUUGUGCAUCCAAGGAUAAAGAAACACCUCCUGCAGAAAAUGAAAGACAUGCCAAGUAUAAUCCCAUUUGUCUUAAAAGAAGACAUAUCACACAUUCUCUCCAAACUUGGUUUUCUGAAACUGGAUCGUCACUUCUUUUUAAAAGUUAAUCAACAGUUUUGCCAAACUCUACACCAUGAACUCAUGGAUGUGAAUGAUAAAAGCUCAGUGCUGGACCAAGUCUGUAAAAUCAGCCAGUCAGAGUUUGUGGACUUGUCAAGUGAUGAUAUGCAGACGUUUCAGAUGUUCCUGCAGUCAGGAGUAUCCAUGUCUAAAAACCGUCAAGAAUAUGAGAGGAAGCUUAAAUCUUUACCAAUAUUUGAAACAACAGCUGGUGAACGAGUAAGGAUUGAUGAACCCAGAGAUGUAUUUGUCCUCAACAGCAAACAUUCAGUGACAUUUCCACAUUUGUUCACCUUGUGCAACAGCAACAACACUUUCCUAAAACACAAUUCAGAAAAUCUUUAUCUGUCAGAAAUGCUGAAGAUUAAAAUCCUGAAUGAUCUGGAGUAUUUUAUGAGCUUCAUUCUACCUUUUACACAAACACUCAAGGAGAAAGAGACUCUUGACUGCUUAAAGCUGAUAUUGUUAAUGCAUUUUGAGUGUGGCUUUUCCAAGAACAAGGACAACAUUAUCUCCUCACUGAAGUCUAUGAAGCUGAUUCGCAGUUCUCAAGGUCGACUGGAGACUGCCUCAUACUACUAUGAUGAUAGAGUUACGCUUUAUGGGAAAAUGGUUCCCCAAGAUAAAUUUGUGCCAAUGACAUUUUGGACAUACUUGGGGGAGGAAAAUGAACAUCAAACAGAACAGGCAAAAAACCUGAUCAGAGAGCUGGGAAUGAAGCAUGAGGUGACCAAUGAUGAAAUAAUCCACUUUGCACACCAACUGGAGUCCGAAGCAAAAGAAAACAGAAACUUUAAAAUUUUGAAACAGAAGUCAGAACUGCUUUUCAGAGAAGCCUUGAGCAAUGACAAACCUGGAAGUUUGCUGAGAAGCAUUGCUGAUAUCAAGUUUAUCUAUCCAGUUAAGAUUCAGGAAGAUCUCUGCAACUAUCAUCAACCAUUUGCUUCAGAGAAUACCACUGUUCAAAUCAGAGGAUCUUUGAUUGAUGGAGAUCCUAAACAUCAGAAUUUGGUUUGGUCAUCAACCCCAAUUAUACAUCUGCCAGUUCGUAUCUUUCAGAAGCUCUCACAAAAGAUGAAAGAUGCAGGAGUUCAUGAACAGCCACCUUCAGAGAAUGUGACCAGAAACAUAAGAAACAUCUGUCAGUCACCAUGUGAAACUGAGCAGUUGAUCAAAACUCGUGCAGAUGUGUUUCGACGUGCGUAUGCCUACCUGCAAGCCAAUGACUUUGAUGAACAAUCAUUGUGUGGUCUUCCUGUUGUCUUGGUUGAAAAAGACACUGUGCUUUUUAAAGCUGAUGGUGUGUGUCUCUCACUCUCUCAUGACCUUGACUUUAGACCAUAUUUAUACCAAAUUUCUUCACAAGAUGCAAUGUAUGCAGAGUUCUUUCAAAAAGUUGGUGUGAAGAAGGAAGCCACUGCAGAGCAGUACUGCAACGUCCUGGCAGCUGUUUAUGCUGAUUCGUGUGAUAAACAACAGCUAAAUGCAAACCAGCUGAUCACUGUAAAACAAGCAGUUCAUCACUUGUUCUUCUUAAUCAAAACUAAAGGAAACCAGGUACUCAGUCAUAAUGUUCAGACUUUGUAUCUUCCUGCAGUCGAUGGAAAGUUGCACACAUCAAGUUCAGUCUACUACAAUGACACAGUGUUUGAGAUCAAAAGGUUGGAAGAAGGACUAGAAGAUAAGUUCCUGUUGCUUGAGAAACUCAGUGAAUGCCAUUUGGACAAAGACAUCUUUGAACAACAUCAACUGGUGAAAAGGUUACCUCAGAAACUUCAGCCUAACAUGUUGUCUCAGAUCACUGAAGAGAAAGUUGUGGAAUCAAAUGUGCAGCUUUGUGAGCUCGGGAACAGUUGUGAGUUCAGUGGAUGGUUUGAUAAACAUCUCUCCUCACAACCAUUCAAACAUGGACUUGUAUGUCUUCUCAGAGAACAGACUGAGGGUAAAAUAACACAAGAAGAGGCAACAGAUGUGUGUGAGAAGACAUUUGGCAGCAUUCAGAUUGUCUGCUGUAGAUCCUUGAAAACCAUGCUAUGGCUGGGUCAAGAGCCCCUACACAAAACUGCCAGAGAAACUGAUGUUUUUGUCAAACAAGAACAACAAGGUCUUACAUUGUUCUUGAAACACAGUGAUGACAUGGCCCCUAAAGUAAUAAACAAAGUUAACAUGAUUUUGACAAAGGGGAUUAAUGCUCUUUUAGACCACAGAAUUUUAUCAGAUCAUCUCCCAGUGCUUGGACAACUUCUCAUGUGUGAUGAUCUGCGAGACGUGCAGCAAACUCUGGCUGAUAAUAACAUCCGUGACAGUUUUAUCACUGAAAAGACAACUCUCAAUCCACCAGAUCCUGGGACAGAUAUUCCAGAUGAAUGGCACGAUUCAUUAGACAUGUGCUUCCUGAACAACUUUGAAGAGGGGGAAUAUGUUGGCUACAGCACCAAGAACACGUACAUUUAUGCAGUGAUCGUUGAAGAGCUUCCUGGGCACUCUGGACUAUGUUCUCGGAAAUACAAAAUAGACAUUGGAGAGGGUGAACCAAUAGAAGUCAGUCAUCUUGACUUGCAUCAGUUUAAACGAGGACAUAUGGUAAAACCACAAGGGAUGACCUAUACUUCCUCUAGGGAGCUGGUUGUGAAGAAUGUAUCACCUUCAUCCCAACCCUCGCCAAGUUCCUUACCAACCUCUCUUGAUGAAGCUAAAAGAGAAAUUGACAAAUGUUUGGCUGAGAUUUGGACAUUUCCUGAGGAGGAGAGGAAGAAAGCCAUUAAGAGACUUUAUCUUAGAUGGCAUCCUGACAAAAAUCUUGACUGCCUGCUCCUCGCCACAGAGGCUGUCAAAUAUUUGCAAAAUCGAAUUGAUGAGCUAAGUAAGGGCAAGGGGAUUACGGUAGGCCCAUCAUAUCCCAACAGAACUUCAAAUUACAGAAACUUCUACCAGCAAUGGGACCAAGAGGCCCAACGUCACAGAAGUGGUCGAGAACGAUUCCAUAGAUUUAGAGGCUUCCAUUCUUACAACUUUUGGACCCAUAACACAAACAUUCCAAGGCCAAACAGAAACGAGGCCGAACGCUGGUAUAAACAAGCUCGUUGUGAUCUUCAUGCAGCUCAUAACGACACAAGUGGAGGCAGCACAGAGUGGUGUCUGUUCAAAGUCCAUCAGGCAGUGGAAAAGGCUCUCAUUGCAGCAGAAUAUAAACAUAAUGGUGAGCACACCAGCAGCAGCACGAUUUCAGCCACUGCAGCAAAAGUUUCCCACUUCCACCCUCAACUCAGAGACCUGCCUCAGAUUGUGGAUGAUCUGAAGUCACUGGGAGUGGACGCCAAAAAGACUCAAUACCCCAACUGCCAUCCAUAUCCCCACAUUCCUAAUGAACGGUUCAGGUCUGAAAAUGGAGUAUUAGCAGUGAACAAGGCAUCUGAGCUACUCAACAAAGUAGGAGUAUAUGUAAAUUAGAUUGAUCAGAUUUUCUGUAUUUUCUUUAUUUGUUUUCAGAAGGUGAUAUUUGCUAGAAUUUGAUGCUUUCUGUUUUUGUGAAUCCUAUUUUAAUGCUGUUAUAUUGAAACAUAAAGAAACAAAAAAAGAUCAAACAGUACAAAAGAGAAAUCAUUUAUAAAAAUUGUAAUAUCAAAGCAUGUAUUAAAUGCAGGAAGUGUGCAUGACUACAGAGGUCCAGCAUAAUCACUGUAGAAACUUUUGUGUUAUAUAUUCGGAGCAGAUUUGUAGUGGAAAUGCAAAUAUUGACUCACAA
Girardinichthys multiradiatus is the source of this 13113-nucleotide messenger RNA. It is a transcript of the gene sacs2, whose product is annotated as sacsin. The transcript is spliced from 7 exons. The record is from RefSeq and is a predicted model, not a curated record. Lineage: Eukaryota; Metazoa; Chordata; Actinopteri; Cyprinodontiformes; Goodeidae. The coding region runs from base 18 to 12818 and encodes 4266 amino acids.